AUGAGGAGCCGCAGCAACUCGGGGGUGCGCCUGGACGGCUACGCCCGCCUGGUCCAGCGGACCAUCCUCUGCCACCAGAAUCCAGUUACGGGGCUGCUUUCAGCUGGUACGGACCAUAAGGAUGCUUGGGUACGGGACAACAUCUACAGCAUCCUGGCUGUGUGGGGGCUGGGCAUGGCUUAUCGGAAGAACGCGGACCGGGAUGAGGAUAAGGCCAAAGCUUACGAGCUCGAGCAGAACGUUGUGAAGCUGAUGCGGGGACUCUUACAGUGCAUGAUGAGACAGGUAGAUAAGGUAGAGAAGUUCAAACGCACACAGAGUACCAAAGACUGCCUACAUGCCAAGUAUAACUCUGCAACUUGUGCCACGGUGGUUGGGGAUGACCAGUGGGGGCAUCUACAAGUGGAUGCAACUUCCCUUUACCUGCUCUUCUUGGCACAGAUGACUGCAUCAGGGUUACGUAUUAUCUUCACUCUUGAUGAAGUUACCUUUAUUCAGAAUCUUGUUUUUUACAUAGAAGCUGCCUACAAAGUUGCUGAUUAUGGAAUUUGGGAACGUGGUGAUAAGACAAACCAGGGCAUCCCUGAACUGAACGCGAGCUCCGUAGGGAUGGCCAAAGCUGCUUUGGAAGCAAUUGAUGAACUAGAUCUUUUUGGAGCUCAUGGAGGACACAAAUCAGUGAUUCAUGUUCUUCCUGAUGAAGUAGAACAUUGUCAGUCUAUUCUAUACUCCAUGUUGCCAAGGGCAUCCACGUCAAAGGAGAUAGAUGCUGGCCUUCUCUCUAUUAUUUCUUACCCAGCUUUUGCAGUGGAGGAUCUAAACCUUGUUAAUGUAACCAAGAGUGAAAUCAUAUCCAAACUGCAGGGCCGCUAUGGCUGUUGUCGCUUUCUUCGAGAUGGUUACAAGACACCCAGAGAGGAUCCAAGCAGGCUGCACUAUGAUCCUGCUGAGCUCAAGCUCUUUGAGAAUAUUGAAUGUGAGUGGCCGGUGUUCUGGACAUACUUCCUAAUUGAUGGAGUAUUUAAUGAGGACAAAAUUCAGGUACAAGAGUAUAGAGAGGCUCUGGAAGGAAUACUUAUUAGAGAGAAGAAUGGAAUAGUGCUAAUGCCUGAACUGUACGCAGUCCCUCCAGAAAAGGUGGAUGAGGAGUAUGAAAAUCCUCACUCAGUGGAUCGUGUCCCAAUGGGAAAGUUGCCUCAUCUUUGGGGCCAAUCAUUGUAUGUCCUUAGCUGCCUAUUAGCAGAGGGAUUUCUUGCUGCAGGUGAAAUUGAUCCCUUGAACAGGAGAUUUUCCACUGGAUUUAAACCUGAUGUUGUGGUACAAGUAACUGUUUUGGCAGAAUCUAAUCAAAUUAAGAAUCUCUUGCAAGACCAUGGAAUCAAUGUUCAGAGCAUUGCUGAUAUCUCUCCGCUCAGAGUGCAGCCAGCUCGCAUCCUGAGUAACCUCUACACCAUGCUGGGCCGGAACAAGAACAUGAAAUUAAGUGGACGACCACACCGACAUAUUGGAGUGUUAGGCACCUCCAAGCUGUACGUGAUAAGAAAUCAAAUAUUUGCUUUUACCCCUCAGUUUACUGACCAGCAUCACUUCUAUCUGGCUCUGGACAAUCAGAUGAUUGUGGAGAUGCUCAAGACAGAGCUGGCUUACCUCACUUCUUGUUGGAGGAUGACAGGGAGACCAACCCUGACAUUUCCCAUCACCCACACAAUGCUUGUUGAUGAUGGUACUGACAUUCAUCCAGCAGUUCUUGCCACCAUAAGAAAAUUAGAGGAUGGUUAUUUUGGAGGUGCAAGGGUGAAGAUAGGCAAGCUAUCAGAAUUUCUUACCACCUCUUUUCAUACGUAUCUGAGCUUCCUGGAUCUAGACUGUGAUGUAAAACUGUUUGAUGACCCUAAUGAAGGCCGUAGUAGUCCUGACAGUGAAUAUGGAGGCUAUCCAGCAGAUUUCUUUGAAAGAGAAAGCCAGGAUGAGCUGGAUCAGUAUAUAAACGAUGUCCUGCAGAGUACAGCACUAAAGUCAUACCUGCCUCCAACUUCAAAGACUGCAAAUCAACCACCUGUGUUCAGUGCAAGCCAUUCCACAAAAGAGAUACUGUCAAUAAUGGCCAAGACAAAGGGCUUGGAGGUUCCAGCUGUGUCUAUGUCUCUUCCCACUAAAGUUCUGAACACACACCGGAAGUCUCUGAAUCUUGUUGAUAAUCCCCAUUUCUUUGAGACAAAGGACUGUGAAAAUGUUUUGCACUUACCUAAAGAUGCUCAUGGUGAUUUGGAUUGCAGGAAGCUUGUUGAGCAGCUGAAGGAAUGUCCAACGCUCCAUGAUCAAGCAGAUAUCUUAUAUAUCUUGCAUAUACUGAAAGGUGCUGACUGGGACACAGAGCUGGAUGGACAGUACGGUGUCACUGUUCAUUGCCUACUCAACGAGCUCUACAGAAAGGCAGGCCUCAAUCAAGAAUGGGGUUUAAUCCGUUAUAUUUCUGGUAUGCUCAAAAAGAGAGUGGAAGUCCUGGCUGAGGCAUGCACAGACCUUCUGUCGCACCACAAGCAACUUACAGUGGGCCUGCCACCAGAACCCCGUGAGAAAAUCAUUGUCACCCCACUGCCACCUGAGGAGCUCAUAGAUCUUAUUUAUGAAGCCAGCGGCCAAGACAUCAGUAUUGCAGUCCUGACACAGGAAAUAAUUAUGUACUUGGCGAUGUACGUCCGGUCACAGCCUAGUCUUUUUGUGGAGAUGCUCAGGCUCCGCAUUGGUCUGAUAAUUCAGGUGAUGGCCACUGAGCUGGCUCGAAGUCUGAAAUGCUCAGGUGAAGAAGCUUCAGAGAGUUUGAUGAAUCUAAGCCCCUUUGAUAUGAAAAAUCUCCUACACCAUAUUCUCAGUGGAAAAGAGUUUGGAGUGGAAAGAAGCUUGCGACCUGUAGAUUCCUCUUCGUCUAGCCCUGCGAUUUCUAUUCGUGAAGUGGGGCAUUCUGGAGCAACCAAAACAGAAAGAAGUGGCAUUACUAAAUUGAAGAGUGAGAUGAAGCAGGUGAGGAUUUUCUGUCAAUGCUCAUCAGAAAAUGCAGCUUUCUUUCACGAGGGCCACUCCAUGUCCAGCAGCAUGUUCGCUUCCACGAGGGGCAGUACUCCGUCGUCUCCCACUAGUACUUCUCCUACUGGCUCCAAUGGAGACACGAGCUGGGGUGGCCGAAAAGGACAGUGGCUGCGCAGAAGGAGGCUUGAUGGUGCUAUUAACAGAGUUCCUGUCGGCUUUUAUGAGAAAGUGUGGAAAAUCCUUCAGAAGUGCCAUGGUCUGUCCAUUGAUGGGUAUGUCCUUCCUUCUUCAACCACCAGAGAGAUGACCCCGUGCGAAAUCAAGUUUGCUGUGCACGUGGAGUCGGUGCUGAACCACGUACCCCAGCCCGAGUACAGGCAGCUCUUGGUGGAAGCUAUUCUCGUUCUCACGUUCCUCUCUGACAUCGAGGUGAACAGCAUCGGGGGCAUCAUCCACGUGGAUCGAAUCGUGCACGUGGCCAAUGACCUGUUUCUGCAGGAGCUGAAAUCAUUCGGAGCUACUGGUAGUAUCUUGGAGAAAGACGUAGCCACAGGAAUUUGCCACUUUUUUUAUGACAGUGCUCCAAGUGGGGCCUAUGGCACCAUGACGUACCUAACAAAAGCCAUAAUUAUUUAUUUACAUGAUUUCCUGCCUAGCACAGGCUGUGCGAUGCAGUAAGCGAUGCCUCAUGCAGGAGGGAGGGCUCAGAAGCUCUUUCUCCCCAUUUCCCUGUCAUGAACCUCUUGUUUAGUUGCUGCAUGUAUGUGUGCCGUGCACUACCUCAGCGUUUUACACUAGUCGUCAUGCUACGUGCAUGCCUACCUGCGGCGGACGGGUAGGUGGAAUUUGGCCUGGUUUUAAGAGAGUGUGCGAGAAAUAACCAAUAAUGAGUCUUAUUCUGCCCAAAGUGCAUAAAUGUAAUUCAUAUUAAAUUAGCGAGAAUGAUACACUUCUGCCAAGGGGAAAACAGGUUACUCUGUGGAGAUCAAAAGGCAUAAUAAAAUGAGGGAGCUGUAUCUCAGGCAUAAAGUCUCCCAAGUAAGGGAAG
Molecule: messenger RNA, 4075 nt
Organism: Gymnogyps californianus (California condor)
Lineage: Eukaryota; Metazoa; Chordata; Aves; Accipitriformes; Cathartidae
Gene: PHKA2
Product: phosphorylase kinase regulatory subunit alpha 2
Exons: 32
Coding region: 1-3705 (1234 amino acids)
Biological process (GO): glycogen metabolic process
Cellular component (GO): phosphorylase kinase complex
Molecular function (GO): calmodulin binding
Source: RefSeq, a predicted model, not a curated record